UGAAAAGGCAGAAUCUGAAAGUUCAGAUCAAUGCAACAGAUGACACCGUUUGCAUGAGAUACCUUCGACCAAGUCAGAACACCAAACUAGAAGGUUUUGUACUGGGUUAUGGGAGCAACUUCUUCUCUAAUCAGUACAUUCCUUUACCUUCGGAAGGAAAACCCUACAUAACAGAACUUGAUGCAGAGCCACGGUAUUUGGUUUCAGUAAGACCAGCACGUGUUUCAAAUAACAAGAAAUCUUGUUCAGGUCGGACCAAGACUCAAAAGCCUCUGCAGCUGGUAGUUGGCACUCUUACACCAACCUCUGUGUUCCUGUCUUGGGGCAUCCUAGUCAACCCUCAACAUGACUGGACAGCAACAAGUAACUGUGCUAGUGACAGGUUCUAUACAGUUCGCUACAGAGAAAAGGAUAAAGACAAGAAAUGGGUUUUUCAGCUUUGCCCAGUGACAGAGACGGUGGUGGACAAUCUGAAGCCAAACACACUUUAUGAGUUUGGAGUUAAAGACAACAUAGAGGAUAGUAUUUGGAGCAAGACUCUCAAUCAUAAGACAGUUAUUUCUA
Messenger RNA from Mesitornis unicolor (brown roatelo), 564 nucleotides. Its product is annotated as target of Nesh-SH3-like. The record is from RefSeq and is a predicted model, not a curated record. The annotation marks the transcript as partial. Gene Ontology annotation, molecular function: protein binding. NCBI's taxonomy places the organism in Eukaryota, Metazoa, Chordata, Aves, Mesitornithiformes, Mesitornithidae. The transcript has 4 exons. Gene Ontology annotation, biological process: positive regulation of cell-substrate adhesion; extracellular matrix organization.